AUGUCAUCUCUCAAGUUAAAGUUCCAGUCGAGAUCUUGGAAGAGGGAUCAAUUCUUUAUAUCCACGGAUCCAAGCCUGUUCUCGAUAUCUCGACUUACAGACGUUUUCAACUCAAGUGACUUUUACUGGGCAAAUGCACCAUCGCCAGAGGCAUUCCGAGGAAUGAUUGAUAACUCGCUCUCCUUUGGAGUGUACGAAGAACCUCAAUCGCCCCAUACAACAUCAGAACCAAAUCUUGUGGGCAUUGCUCGAUGCGUCACCGACUUUGUCACCUUUGCAUACCUCACGGAUGUGUGGGUUGACCCCAAGCUCCAAGGAAAAGGGUUAGGAAGCUGGCUCAUUCGCUGUAUCCGGGAAGUUUUGGAGGACAUGCCGUAUCUGCGACGAACAAUGCUUUUGACUGGUGACUGGGAGCGGUCGGUACCUUUCUACGAGAAGCUCUUGGAUAUGAGCUCGGUUGAACCAAAGAGAGGCGAAGGACUUGCUGUGAUGGAAAGUAAGGGACGGGGUCAUCCGAGCUACGGCAAACCGGGUACCGGCUACAACUGA
This is a messenger RNA of Fusarium sp. VM40, 549 nucleotides long. NCBI's taxonomy places the organism in Eukaryota, Fungi, Ascomycota, Sordariomycetes, Hypocreales, Nectriaceae. The record is from the annotation of a GenBank genome assembly.